UGUAUCAAAUGUUAAAGAUAUUAUAGUUAAAAUUUUCCAAAUAGCUGAUCCAGAUUUGAUAAAUUCAGGAUUGGAAUUUCUUUGUGAAACAUGUGAUAAUCAAUUUCCUAAACUGGAUAGCUUUGUUGAACACAUCCAAUCACAACAUAACAAUGACUGCAAAGACAUAACUAUAGAAACAUUCAUAAAAGAAAAUGUAUCUAUUGUAGAAAUGUUAGCGGAGGAUUUAACAACGGACAUUGAAUCGGAAAAGGAAGUAAAUGUAGUAAAACUAAAAAGAUUCCAUUGUCCCUUUUGUGAAAGCUCCUUUUCAUCCCCAACACGUCUCAUCUGCCAUUUGAACCAACAUGUUGAGGUUUCCAUAGAAGACGGAGUUAACUGCUGCGACAUUUUAUAUCACGACACCAAAACCUUCGUUAAACAUCUAGAAAAAGCACACGUGAAAAAUUCAUCAAAGAAAAAUGAAGCAAACACUUGUAGAAGUUGUGGCUUUACUGCUCAAGGUAAAGAUGAAUUAAAGGAUCACAUCACAAAGUUGCAUGUCAAAGAUGUCGAUGUGCAAAACAAACAUGAUGCUAAACAGCGCGACAAGUGGCAAAAGUACAUACCUGCGGUAUGUCCCGAAUGCAACAAGACAUUCUCAAACAAAUAUAACAUGCUCAUGCAUAUGAAAAGUCACAGAGGUGUCACAGAAAAAUACCCAUGCGAUAGAUGUAGUAAAACUUACAAGAGUAAAGCCAGUCUCAAGAGUCACCAGGAAAUCGCUCACAAGGGAAUCUUAAGUUUCGUUUGUUCGUAUUGCGGCGAAGCUUUCCCUUCGCGGAUCGCACGCGACGUCCAUAAGAGAAUCCACACCGGGGACAAGCCUUACACCUGCAAAUAUUGCGACCGAUCUUACCGCGCCAAAAAUACACUGGACCGCCAUUUAGAAAUACAUUUAAACGUUCGCAAAUAUGAAUGCUACAUAUGUUCAAAGAGAUUUCGAAAGAGCACGCAUCUCAAAUACCACUUAAGUACAUGGACACCCAGCAGCGCUAAUUACGACGGUACAUAUCGAUCGAGGAUUGCUUAUGAAAAUGAAAUUAUAAAUGAUUCCAAUAAAAAUAUUAAAUUGGAUACUUUAUCAACAUCAGGUGAAAGUGUCGAUGUUGGCGACGAAUCUGAAAAUGAUGAUCGUCCUCUUGCUGCGAUAGCAAGUGAAAAAUCGAACGAUUUGUAUAAAAAAUUCUAUAAUGCUUUAGUUAAUUUUAGAAAUCACUAUGCGACAGAACACGAGAGAAAUACGAGCGAUUACCUAGAGUUUACGGAUUCCACUGAUUCCGAAGUAAUAAUGGAUGACGACAGAGGUGAUAGACGUGAUGGAGAUCAAGAUAUAAAUAAUUUUGACGAUUUGACCGAAUGGAAUAUGCGUAAAGGAAAAAUGGAUGAAGAAACUAGACUAGAAUUAAACGAAGUGCAAAGAAAAAUCGACGGGAAGAUUUUCUUUGCAUGCAAAAUAUGCGACAAGAAUUUGAGCACCGCGCACACUUACAUAUUUCACAAACGAAUUCACACAGGGGAAAGACCGUGCGUGUGUCACGUCUGCGGCAAACAGUUCAGAACUCCCAACGGUCUGCAGCGGCAUCUGACGGAGACGCACCAGCGACUACGCCGGCACUCGUGCAGCUUCUGUCCCAAGAACUUCGCCAACACGCAGAACCUGAAGCAGCACCUGCGAAUCCACACCGGCGAGCGGCCUUUCGUAUGCUCGCAUUGCGGCAAGCGGUUCACGCAGAGCGGCUCGUUGCAUGUGCACCUCAAAACGCAUAGCGAACAGUAUCCGUUCCAGUGCGCCGAGUGCGGGGCCAAGUUCCGGCUCCGGUCCGGCCUCUCGAGGCACAGGUUGAAGCACACCGGCGAACGGCCACAUGUGUGCGUGCACUGCGGGAAGGCCUUCCGGCAGAAGCACGACCUCCACAGCCACGCGCUCGCCCACACCAAUCUCAAGCCGCACGUCUGCCUCGUAUGCGGCGCCGCCUUCAGGCAGCUGCGGGCACUCAAACACCACUACAAGAGAGUGCACCAAAGCGAACCUCCCAAACAACUUUUAAACGAUUCUGUGUUUGAUCACGUUGGACAGUAUCAAAUCAAUUUUCUUUUCAGUGUGAUGGAAAUUAAGAUCGAAGUAGAAGUGGACGCAAAUGAGCUCGAAAAUGACGUCUCCCACGACACACGGAAAGAAAUAAAUAAACCCAUUACGAUUACAAAUGACGAGGGAAAAAAGUACGCUCAUUGCCAUAUUUGUGACAAAAACAUUUCCUUUGGAUCGUGGAAACGGCACAUGCGAGCGCACAUCGGAGAGAAAAGAUACAGCUGCCACACUUGCGGGCUAGCGUUCAAUGACAGCGGGAACUUGGCUCGCCAUAGCAAAGCCAUACAUGCAAAACACCGACCUUUCUCAUGUCCCGUCUGCGACAAAACCUUCUCGAGGAACGCUCAUCUUCGGGACCAUAUGAAAUCCCACUCGGAGAGCAGAGACUUUGUCUGUGACAUUUGCGGCAAGGCGUCCAAGUCUAGCGCGGCGCUUCGGAUGCAUCGAAAAAUUCACCAAGAAGAAUGCAAAUACAGCUGCAUAAAAUGUGGUGCGAAGUUCAAACGAAGCGGGGAAUUAAGGGCGCAUGUCACCGUUCACACUGGAGAAAAAGCUCACUCGUGCUCCUGCGGUAAAUCUUUCCGUCUUCGCAGUCAACUCAACGCACAUUAUAAAACACACGGCGUAGAGUUAAAACAUCAGUAG
Papilio machaon (common yellow swallowtail) is the source of this 2776-nucleotide messenger RNA. Its product is annotated as zinc finger protein 540-like. Lineage: Eukaryota; Metazoa; Arthropoda; Insecta; Lepidoptera; Papilionidae. The record is from RefSeq and is a predicted model, not a curated record. Gene Ontology annotation, molecular function: RNA polymerase II cis-regulatory region sequence-specific DNA binding; DNA-binding transcription activator activity, RNA polymerase II-specific. Gene Ontology annotation, cellular component: nucleus. The transcript has 3 exons. Bases 212 to 2776 code for a protein of 854 amino acids. Gene Ontology annotation, biological process: regulation of transcription by RNA polymerase II.